GGUGGGCAUAAGUGGUAGAGGACACUAUAAAUACGGGCGAACUCAUCCACUCUCUGGUCACAACGAAGUCGUAUCACUUGACCUUUCCUCUACCAUCGCUAAAUCUUAUCAUCAAGCCUUGCGGUACUCCGUGUCUACAAUUAACUCUUGUCUUAGCUCGUCCAUCGCACUCGAGCCAUUCUGUCUCAUCAAAUGACUGGCGCAAAGAUUACACAUUUUGAAACCCAUGACGUGCGAUUCCCGACGUCACUCUCAGGCGAUGGAACUGAUGCUAUGAACACGGACUGUGACUACUCUUCCGCUUAUAUCACGCUCUAUACUUCCUCGUCCCUCGUCGGGCAUGGCAUGACAUUCACUAUCGGACGCGGAAAUGAAAUAGUGUGCCAAGCAAUCAAAGAGGUCGCGUCUCGCCUUGUUGGACGUGAUACCGAACAGCUAUUCGCGAAUAUGGGUGCAGCCUGGGACCAUUUACUGGCUGAUCCUCAGCUGAGAUGGAUUGGCCCCGAAAAAGGAGUAAUCCAUAUCGCCACUGGUGCUGUCAAUAACGCCCUCUGGGACAUGUACGCACGUGCACGAAGUAAGCCCCUCUGGAAGUUGGUAGUAGAUAUGUCACCCGAAGAACUUGUUAGCGCUACCGCCUUCCGUUAUAUUACCGAUGCAAUCACGCGCGAAGAAGCUCUCGCGAUGCUCAAAGAGAAGGAGGCCGGGAAGAAGGACAGGGAGGCUAAAGUUAAAGAGCUGGGAUAUCCCGCAUACGUGACUUCUGCUGGAUGGCUUGGCUAUAGCGACGAAAAGGUCGCCCGUCUCACUAAAGAAGCUGUCUCAGCAGGGUUCAAUCAUUUCAAAAUGAAAGUCGGUUCAAACGCUGCCUCCGACCUCCGUCGGGGCAAGAUCAUUCGCUCCAUCAUCGACGACCCCCAGUAUCUCCCACCGGGUUCUUCUGGGCACUUGGGGCCUAGUGUCGAAGGCAAGAAUGCAGGGCCAACCGGAGCUGUACUCAUGAUAGAUGCGAACCAAGUCUGGGAUGUGCCCCAAGCUAUCGAGUACGUGAAGAGUCUGGAAGAAAUUAAGCCAUGGUUCAUUGAAGAACCUACAGCACCCGAUGAUAUCCUGGGACAUGCCGCGAUCCGGAGCGCACUCAAACCACACGGGAUCGGCGUUGCGACAGGCGAGCACGCGCAUAAUCGCAUGAUAUUCAAACAGCUCCUCCAAGCACAAGCGAUUGACGUCUGUCAAAUCGACUCUUGCCGUCUGGCUGGCGUGAGCGAGGUCCUGAGUGUUCUCUUGAUGGCUGCGAAGUUUGGCGUUCCUGUUUGUCCACAUGCAGGCGGUGUUGGGCUUUGUGAAUAUGUCAUCCAUCUCAGUCUGAUUGAUUAUAUUGCUGUCUCUGGCACGAUGGAGCGUAAUGUUCUUGAGUUCGUCGAUCACUUACACGAACACUUCCUCUACCCAUGUUCGAUCAACUCUCGUGGAAGAUAUAACGUGCCGACAAAUGCUGCGGAGGGAUACAGUAUCGAAAUGCAUAAGAACAGCAUCGCUGAAUAUGAAUGGCCGAAUGGCUCAUAUUGGGUGGAGGCAAAGGGCACAAAGUGAUUCUGCAGGGUAUAUAUAUAAACACAUAUUCGAGGCGUAGGGAAGGAUUAACUUUAUAGAUUAUUUGCACUCGUUUCUACCUAUCUUCUAUACGUGCUCGUUCGUCGAAAUUGCAGACAAAGAAUGUAUUUGUAUUUUUAUUCUAGUCUGACAUG
Molecule: messenger RNA, 1748 nt
Organism: Serpula lacrymans var. lacrymans S7.9
Lineage: Eukaryota; Fungi; Basidiomycota; Agaricomycetes; Boletales; Serpulaceae
Exons: 13
Coding region: 193-1593 (466 amino acids)
Biological process (GO): amino acid catabolic process; carbohydrate catabolic process
Molecular function (GO): L-fuconate dehydratase activity; magnesium ion binding
Source: RefSeq, a predicted model, not a curated record